Molecule: messenger RNA, 666 nt
Organism: Lathyrus oleraceus (garden pea)
Lineage: Eukaryota; Viridiplantae; Streptophyta; Magnoliopsida; Fabales; Fabaceae
Exons: 1
Coding region: 1-666 (221 amino acids)
Source: RefSeq, a predicted model, not a curated record
AUGGCCGAGCAAGAGCAAGAGAUGGAAAGAGUCAAUAAAGAGCUUACAUAUCUACAUGGGAAUAUAGGUCAAAUCAUGGAGAUGUUGCAAGUAAUACGUGCAAAGAUGGAUACUCAACCCACAAUUGUUUCUGAGAUCGUCAAUCCAGUGAUUAAUCCUCAGCCAAUAGUUACUACUCCAGCAACUUGGCCUCCCUUUGGUCUUCCUCAUGGUUUUGUGCCUCCCCCUCAAGGAAAAUCCACUCAACACACAGUUCCACUAACUACUGAAGUUAAUCAUGUGAUUCCCACUUUUGCACCCACUUCCAUGCACACUCGACUUCAACCGUACUUCGAUGAUCAUCAACAAGUGUAUAGUAUAUCUGAUAUGUAUGAAGAAGGUGAUGAAAGACAUGAAAAGCUGAGAGAAAAUGUUGAAACUAUUGAGAAAAGGCUAGAAAUGGAAGGUGAUCAGAUCUUUGGUGCUGCUGCUAGAGAAAUGUGCAUUGUAUCUGGAUUGGUGAUCCCCGCAAAAUUCAAGACACCCAACCUUGAUCAAUAUGAAGGAGCUACUUGUCCCAAAAGUCAUCUCAUCAUGUACUAUAGAAAGAUAGAAGCUGACGUGGACAAUGACAAACCCAUGAUCCACUGUUUCCAAGACAGUUUGAAAGGUGCCUCUUUCCAAUGA